AUGACCCUGUACGCGACAGAAGAGGCGAACGGCUACGCCAAUGUGCCUAGCACCCCUAAAGCAUCGACCAUGACCAACAAGCGCACCGGUAUGUACCGGUUUUCCGUGCAAAGCGUGCACCUGCGCGAGUGCUUCGCCGAGUUCCUCGGCACCUUCGUCAUUAUCGUCUUUGGUAUGGGCGUCAACAGCCAAGUGACCAACUCACAAGAAGCCAACGGCACGUGGCUCAGUAUCAACAUUUGCUGGGGUAUCGGUGUGAUGAUCGGCGUCUACUGCUCGGAAGGUAUCAGCGGUGCGAACCUCAACACGGCUGUGACAUUGGCUCACUGUGUUUACGGCCGCUUACCGUGGUGGAAAGCCCCAGUCUACAUGAUUUCGCAGGUUUUUGGUGCCUUCUGUGGCGCAUUCACGAUCUGGGUCAUGCACAGCUUCUCCACAUACCCGGCUGAGGGUAUUUCUAACUACACCGCUUUCUAUACUGAGUUUAUUGGCACAGCCAUGUUAGUGCUUAGUAUCUACGCCAUUACGGAUCAGAAGAACCGUCCUGCUGGCAAAUACGGCAACGCCUUCGCCUUCGCUCUCAUGAUCAUGGCUCUGGGAAUGGCGUUUGGUAUGAACACGGGUUACGCUGUAAAUCCUGCGCGAGACUUUGGCUCUCGUCUCUUCAAGCUAUGCGCCGGCUGGGGCUCGAAGGUGUUUACGUCGCACCAUUACUACUUUUGGAUCCCCAUUGCAGCGGACCUUCUCGGUGGUGUCGCCGGCGCCGGUCUCUAUCGUCUUCUAGUGGAAAUUCACCACCCCCAGGCGCCAUUACUUUAA
Molecule: messenger RNA, 819 nt
Organism: Phytophthora infestans T30-4
Lineage: Eukaryota; Oomycota; Peronosporomycetes; Peronosporales; Peronosporaceae
Product: aquaporin, putative
Exons: 3
Coding region: 1-819 (272 amino acids)
Biological process (GO): glycerol transmembrane transport; water transport
Cellular component (GO): plasma membrane
Molecular function (GO): water channel activity; glycerol channel activity
Source: RefSeq, a predicted model, not a curated record